This is a messenger RNA of Lactuca virosa, 435 nucleotides long. Lineage: Eukaryota; Viridiplantae; Streptophyta; Magnoliopsida; Asterales; Asteraceae. The record is from the annotation of a GenBank genome assembly.
AUGGCUCCACCACCGAUGAUGACGAAUGGUGUCAAUGGAACAACACUGGGGAUGCCACGUCGGAAGAGAAUGAUUAUGCACAUGACAUUCUAUUGGGGAAAAGACGCUUUGAUCCUUUUCAAAGGGUGGCCAGGGACAAAUAACAUAGGCAUGUAUGCAUUGGCUUUGAUAUUCGUGUUUUUUAUGGCUCUUUUAGUGGAAUGGCUUGCUGAUGCCAUGUCAAGGAUGAAAUCCGAUGGUGCAGCGUCUGGAUUGGCUCAGACGAUGCUGUAUGGCUUACGUGUGGGGAUUGGAAACAUGGUGAUGUUGGCUUUGAUGUCAUUUAAUGUUGGAGUUUUUUUGGUGGCUGUAUUGGGACAUACAUUAGGGUUCUUUUUCUUUCGGGUGAUAAUCAGAUCGAGAGAGGAGAGAGAUGUGAUUUCGAAUAGUUGCUGA